Messenger RNA from Medioppia subpectinata, 860 nucleotides. The record is from the annotation of a GenBank genome assembly. NCBI's taxonomy places the organism in Eukaryota, Metazoa, Arthropoda, Arachnida, Sarcoptiformes, Oppiidae.
AUUUGUUUUUACCUAGUUUUUAUAGUUUUCAUUAUUUUGUAUUAAAAUGAAAUAUAAAUUAAUAAUUUCCAUUUAUAUGAUUGGUAUAAAACAUGUAAUAUUAAUCCCUAACGAUUCGGACGGGAAUAAAGUGUUCAAAAAUUCAAUAUUUAAUGAAAAUACGAGCGAAUCAUCAAUUGAUAAAUUAGACGCUGUUUUCAAUGCCUUUAAGGUAUUACAAUGGGACCAGUGGUGGUACUGUUGAGCUGCCCCUGGAGUUUGAUUGGCGGCGACUGAACAAAGUAACCAAAGCCAGGGAUCAGUUGAGUUGCAACUGUUGCUACGCGUUCACAGUCGUGGCCACCAUCGAGAGCGCCAUCGCUAUCCGUAAUAACCUAUCUGUUUAUCUCACGGAUAGUAUGGGUGACGAAGACUAUUAUCUAAACGACGACAACUCCUCCCAACUGCUGGACCUUUCGGAGCAGCAAAUAGUCGACUGCUCUGGCGCUGGAAAAUAUCGCAACAAUGGCUGCGAAUACGGCUUUAUAGACGACACCUAUCAGUAUGUAAUGGACAGAGGCGUCGCCACCGAAGCCGACUAUCCCUAUGCGGAAACAAAGUCUGUAUGCGAUGAUGAAAAGCGAGCAAACCAUACAUAUAUCGCCCGAUAUGAGCACAUCUCACAUCCGAGUAUUAAUCAAAUGAAAGAUAUUAUUUAUAGGAGAGGACCCGUCAUCGCACUCAUCAAUAACGAUGGCUUGGAUUUCCUCUUCUAUGAUCAUGGUAUAAUCAAAACGCCUAACAAAAGUGCGAAGAGAGUAAAGUUAAACCACGCGUCGGUUAUAGUGGGUUGGGGUCUGAAUAAUGGCACCGAGUAUUGG